Molecule: messenger RNA, 1121 nt
Organism: Cuculus canorus (common cuckoo)
Lineage: Eukaryota; Metazoa; Chordata; Aves; Cuculiformes; Cuculidae
Gene: GTF3C6
Product: general transcription factor IIIC subunit 6
Exons: 6
Coding region: 79-741 (220 amino acids)
Biological process (GO): transcription by RNA polymerase III
Cellular component (GO): transcription factor TFIIIC complex
Source: RefSeq, a predicted model, not a curated record
AAGCGCGAGGCGCCCCCUAAGAUGGCGGCGGCGCGAGGAGGCGGCGGGCGCUGAGGCGGGAGGCGCGCGCCGGGCAGGAUGGCGGCGGACAGCCCCCCCCGGGGCGGCGGGAGCAGGGGCGAAGCAGAAGAAGAGGUGGAGGAGCAACUGGUCAUGGUGGAGUUAUCGGGAAUUAUUGAUUCAGACUUCUUAGAAAAAUGUGAAAACAAAUGCAAGAUUUUGGGAAUAGAGACAGAGAGGCCCAUUUUACAAGUGGACAGAUAUGUAUUUGCAGGAGAAUAUGAAGAUACCUUGGGAACCUGUGUGGUUUUUGAAGAAAACACAGAGCAUGCAGAUGCAGAAGGCAACCAAAAAGUACAGCUGAAAUACAAAUGCCACACAAUGAAGAAGUUGAACAUGACACGGACUCUUCUGACAGAGAAGAAGGAAGGAGAAGAAAACAUUGGUGGAGUAGAGUGGCUACAGAUCAAGGACAGAGAUUUUUCCUACAGGAGGUUUAAUAUGAUUUGCAACUUCAUGCGUGAAAAAGAAGAUUCUGAGGAGUCAAGUCAGGCCCAAGACAAACUGACUGAAGAGUCAGAGGGAGAGGUGAGUGGCAGAGGAAAUUCUGACAUGAAUUGUGAUCCAGAGAAGCAGAACAGCUUGGAAAAAGAUGGCUCUAUUCCUCUCCCUGACAGCCCUGCUUCUGGGGCAGAAGAUUUUCCUUCUGGAAGUGUUGCCUUAGAAGAUGCCCCUCCAUGAUAUCAGCUCUUAUUUUUUCAGGAUUUCUUCCUGGAGUUAACGGGUCAACUUUUACAUGACAAAUUUAUAGGCCGUUACAUGAUUAACAAUUUGUCUGAGCAAUUAAUAGUGGAAAGAUGGACAUUGUGUUCUUGUGUAUUGCUUCUAUGUUUGGAUUAUAGUGGGGAGGCCUUAAGUGUUUUUUAAAAGUGCUGAUGGGAAAUGUGUGUGUCUCUGCCUCAAAACUGAAGAAGAGAAAAUGUUUAAAUAAUUAACCCUUCCCACCACCUCAGAAAAAUGUGGAUGCAUUGUAAAGUCUGGGACAUUUUGGAAAAAAAAAAAAAAAACACAAAAAAGAGAGAAAAAAAUCAUUGUCUAAAAUAAAGUUAUGAAUUUUUCAA